This is a messenger RNA of Trifolium pratense (red clover), 2520 nucleotides long. Its product is annotated as galactinol--sucrose galactosyltransferase-like. Gene Ontology annotation, molecular function: galactinol-sucrose galactosyltransferase activity. The transcript is spliced from 4 exons. NCBI's taxonomy places the organism in Eukaryota, Viridiplantae, Streptophyta, Magnoliopsida, Fabales, Fabaceae. The record is from RefSeq and is a predicted model, not a curated record. The coding region runs from base 111 to 2417 and encodes 768 amino acids.
AAAUUUCUUUUAUAUAACAAUGAUGUAGUCAAUUGCAAAUGCAACUCCCAUAGUCCCAUUCAUUGAUCUCACUCCCAAACUUUAAUUUCUCUUCCUCAUUCCUCAUCACCAUGGCGCCAAGCAUAACAAACCUUAAAGAAACACCUCCCUUCCAUGCCAAUUCACCCCCCUCCAUAAAACUCGAAAACUCAACAUUCCUCGCCAACAACAACCCAAUCCUCACUCAAGUCCCACCAAACAUAACCGUCACUCCACCACCUCACCUUUCCGGUUGCUUCGUCGGAUUCAAUGCCGACGAACCACGAAACCGCCACGUGGUUUCCAUCGGCACCCUCACCGGAAUAAGAUUCACAAGCAUAUUCAGAUUCAAAUUAUGGUGGAGCACUCAUUGGACAGGAAACAAAGGCAACGACAUAGAAAACGAAACACAAAUGAUAAUACUCGAAAACGACACCGUUAAAGAACGUCCUUAUGUUCUUCUUUUACCACUCAUUGAAGGUUCUUUCAGAGCUUCACUUCAACCAGCAUCAAACAAAAACAACCACGUUGAUAUUUGCAUGGAGAGUGGUUCCACACGUGUAACUGAAUCAUCUUUCAAAACAUGUUUAUACAUUCAUGCUAACUUUGAUCCUUAUAUUUUAAUGAACGAAGCGAUUAAGGUUGUUAGAGACCACUUAGGAACAUUCAAACUUCUAGAAGAAAAAACAAUACCUGAUAUUGUUGAUAAAUUUGGAUGGUGUACAUGGGAUGCAUUUUAUCUUAAGGUGCACCCUCAAGGUGUAAAAGAAGGUAUUAAAGGUUUAGUAGAAGGUGAGUGUCCACCAAGUUUUGUAAUCAUUGAUGAUGGUUGGCAAAAUUUUUGUCGUGAUGAUGAAGAUUUUUUGAACGGUGGUGAUUGUUUAAGUUUGAAUUGUGGUAUACCAGGUGAACAAAUGUUGGGAAGGUUAAUAAGUUUUGAAGAAAAUAAAAAAUUUAAGGACUAUGAUGAAUGUUUAGGUAUGGGUGGGUUUGUGAGGGAUUUAAAGAGGGAAUUUGGGGGGUUGUUAAAGGAGGUUUAUGUGUGGCAUGCUUUUUGUGGUUAUUGGGGUGGGAUUAGGCCUAAUGUUGAAGGGAUGCCGGAGUCGGUGGUGGUGGAGGCGAAGUUGUCGCCAGGGGCUGAGAGGUGUAUGACGGAUUUGGCGGUGGUGAAGAUAGUUGAGAAUAGUGUUGGAUUGGUGAAGCCAGAAGAGGCGUUUCGGUUGUAUGAUGGACUUCAUUCUCAUCUCAAAUUUGUUGGCGUUGAUGGUGUCAAAAUUGAUGUCACACAUGUUCUAGAGAUGUUAUCAGAGGAAUAUGGUGGUCGUGUUGAACUUGGCAAAGCAUAUUAUAAGGCACUAACUGAUUCCGUGAAGAAACAUUUCAAAGGCAAUGGUGUCAUUUCCAGCAUGCAACAAUGCAAUGAUUUCAUGUUCCUUGGUACACAAACCAUAUCACUUGGACGAGUUGGUGAUGAUUUUUGGUGCACUGACCCAGCUGGUGAUCCAAACGGAACAUAUUGGCUUCAAGGAUGUCACAUGGUGCACUGUGCAUAUAACAGUUUAUGGAUGGGAAAUUUUAUACAUCCAGAUUGGGACAUGUUUCAAUCUCAUCAUGCUUGUUCUGAAUUUCAUGCUGCUUCUCGUGCCAUAUCUGGUGGACCAAUUUAUGUUAGUGACUCUGUUGGAAACCACAACUUCAAGCUGCUCAAGAAGCUGGUUUUACCUGAUGGAACAAUUUUGAGGUGUCAACAUUAUGCACUUCCAACUAGAGACUCUUUAUUUGUUGACCCUUUACAUGAUGGCAAAACAAUGCUCAAAAUUUGGAACCUCAACAAAUAUAGUGGAGUUUUGGGUCUAUUCAAUUGCCAAGGAGGAGGGUGGUGUCCUUUAACCAGAAGAAACAAGAGUGCCUCUGAAUUUUCUCACUCAGUAACUUGCUUUGCAAGUCCUAAAGACAUUGAAUGGAGCAAAGGGAAAAACCCAAUAUGCAUCAAAGGGGUUGAUUUAUUUGCUGUCUAUAUGAUUAAGGAUGAAUAUUUGAAGCUACUAAAGUGCACAGAAUGUAUAGAAGUUUCACUUGAGCCUUUUAGUUUUGAGCUAAUGAUGGUUUCUCCGGUGACGGUUUUACCUAAAAAAUCAAUUCAAUUUGCACCAAUUGGAUUGGUGAACAUGCUAAACUCUGGAGGUUCAAUUCUGUCAUUGGAAUUUGAUGAAGAAGAAAAUUUGGUGAAAAUUGGGGUGAGGGGUCAUGGAGAAAUGAGGGUGUUCGCGUCACAGAAGCCGAUAAGCUGUUUGAUCGAUGGAGUGUCUGUGAAAUUUGAAUAUGAUGAUAGUAUGGUAAUGCUUCAAGUUCCUUGGCCUGGUUCUACAAAGUUGUCAAUGGUUGAAUAUUUAUUCUAAGCCAUGAAAUGGAAAGCAAUGUAAUAUAUAACAAGAUUGAGUUUAUAUUUGGAUUUAUGAAUUUCAAUGUUGUAUAAUGUAUCUAUUGUAUUUAAUAUCUCUA